UUGUUUAUUUGUCAACUCAACUCAACACUGCACUCUUUUUAUAAAUUUAAUUUUUGUUUUAUUUUUAAAACAGUUUACUUAAAUAAGAUAGAGAUUGCAGUCGCCUCUCGCCAAGAGGAGUGUGAUGAUAACAAGCUUCUGCGAUAAUCUAGUGCAAUAUAUUUUCUCGCUCCAAAAAAACAAACAUUCUUAAAAACCUUAUCGUUGUUAUCCCUCGAUCCGAACAGAGUGGAAAAUUACUGCUCGCGAUUAUUAACGCAUUCCAUAACUUACUCUCUUCUUCUUCCGACAAUGUCGAGUGAACGAUUAGUCAAAAGUACUUGGCAAGAACCUCGUUCGCCUCCAUUCUGCGAUUGUCCAUUUCCAAAAUGUACAGCAAUAACUGCGUUUAAGGGUAAUAUUCCGGACUUGGUCACUUGUCGGUGUGGUGAAGAAGAUUGCCAUACCAUGGAAUGGCAAUGGGACCAAAGUGACCCGGACAAAAUGAUCCAUGGUCCGGAUAUCACUUUUCAUCCAAUUUAUAGUCAGGGAACGACUAUAGUUCGAGGUGAUAAACCAUUAAAGCCUCAAAUGGUUCAUUUUUGGGAAAUACGCAUAAUUACUAUACUCUCGGGAACCGAUGUGAUGUUUGGAAUUGGAACAGACAAAGUUAAUUUAGAUCAAUUCAAACAUCACUUUGUUUCGGCAUUGGGAACAAAUAAACAAUCAUGGGGAUUUUCAUACAACGGUAUGAAACAACACAAUGGUUCCCAAAUUCCCUAUGGAAGUAAAUUUUCCCAAGGAUGCAUUGUUGGUAUUUAUUUAGAUUUAACUCGAGGACAUUUGGAGUUUUUCCUUAAUCGUCGAUCUCUUGGUAUUGCCUACACAAAUAUACCAAUUGAUCCAAAUAUUCAAAUUUAUCCAAUGGUAUGUUCAACUGCCGCUAAAUCUGCCAUUCGUUUAAUAAAUUCGACAUCACAAUCGGAUUGUUUGCAAUUGAGAGCAUUUAAAGCGCUUUCCAAACAACCAUCAUUAUUGACGGAGCUUAAAGAAAUGCCAGGAUUAAGAUCACUUUUAAAGUCUUAUUGGUUCUUUGUUCCACCAACAAGAUAUUCGAUUAGAUCUACACAGAAUGAAUUUGAUUUGGAAGAUGAGGCAAUUUUAUCAUCAUCGAGAUUGUCUCGUAAACAAAAGUUUAAAGUAUUCAAAUGGCGAUCUUUGUUUGGAGGUCAAAGCUUUAUGAGAAGUUAUUUUAAUCGUUUUGUGAACCAAUUUUAUGGUUUUUUCAAUAUAAUUUUUUAUAAAAUUAUAUAUUUGUAAAAUUUUUAUUUAAGCAACUUUAACUUAUAAGAACAAAUGAAGAACCUGAUAUAAAUGAUCUCUAUACAAAUGCUCAUAAAAUAGCAAUGCGUUCAGAAAGUGAUGACGAAUUUUCGGUGGAUGAUUUCUUUUAUUACUUGUUUUGAAGGAGCAAACAUGGUGGAAUGGUAAACCUUUUUUCAAAAAUCAAAGGAGAGAAGUGCGAAAUUUUGAUAAUUUUGUUUGCAUGUUUAAAAUUUUUAACGAUUGAUUUUAAAACUUGAAACCAAUAAAAUAAGAUGUCUAAACAAAA
Messenger RNA from Episyrphus balteatus (marmalade hoverfly), 1591 nucleotides. RefSeq names its product SPRY domain-containing SOCS box protein 3. Gene Ontology annotation, biological process: proteasome-mediated ubiquitin-dependent protein catabolic process. The transcript is spliced from 4 exons. The coding region runs from base 292 to 1299 and encodes 335 amino acids. Gene Ontology annotation, molecular function: protein binding. Gene Ontology annotation, cellular component: SCF ubiquitin ligase complex. NCBI's taxonomy places the organism in Eukaryota, Metazoa, Arthropoda, Insecta, Diptera, Syrphidae. The record is from RefSeq and is a predicted model, not a curated record.